CCAUUGAAAUAUCGAUUUCAGUUUCAAUCAAAACGUACCUCUAGCAACACCAACCAAAUUCGAACAGGUUUCUGCUAUAGGUAAACCAGCUUAAUGCCAAAGUCAAAUAAACAAACAAAAAGUUAAAAACAAAACAACAUAAUGCAUAAUCCGGACUACGUGCCAGUAAAUAAUUUUGUCCAAGUACAAUUUGGUGAACGUUUUUUGCCAAUAAACGAACAACCAAAACUUGGGAACUUAAUUCAAUCAAAAAUCGAAAACCGAGAAUAUUUCUAUGGCAUUGAGUUAUCAGCUAGAUCUAAUAGUACUUUAGAUUAUCGCAAGUUCGCUGUUUUGCCACUGUUCACGUCUUUAGUGUGGUUCGGUGAAUAUUCUGGCAUUCAGCCAAUCGAUGACGUAGAUGCAGUUCGGUUUGGUAGUUCCUUAAUUCAUAACACAGUGGUGAUGCCUCAUUUUACGUGCUAUCGCGCAACACCGCAAAGACUGAAGAAUUUUCUUUCGUUGAACUUCACAAAUGUGCUUGCUUUGCGCGGUGAUCUUGUUGAUGGGGAUCAGGAUUAUAAGCACGCUUCAGAUUUAGUGACCGAUAUUCGAAAGAUACGCGGUGAUACAAUUAGUAUAGGUGUCGGCGGGUAUCCCCAAAAGCAUCCACAAGCAAAGUCAAUGCAAGAUGACUUGAGAUACCUUACACAAAAGGUUGAUGCGGGAGCUGAUUUUAUAAUUACCCAAAUUUGUUUCGAUGCAAGCAGUAUUAUCGAAUUUGUUGGAAAUUGUCGCAAAAAUGGAAUUACUGUGCCAAUUAUUGUUGGGGUGUAUGUACCGGAAAAUUAUCGCAUAUUAUUGCGAAUGCUACAAAUUACACAAGUAACAGUGCCAUCUGAACAAUUAGAACAUUAUAAAAAGUUGCGAAGUAAUACAACAGAGUUUAAACAGUACGCAGUAGAAAUGGCUGGUAAAUUCAUUACUGAAGUUUUUGAAAGUAAUGUUGACGUUUAUGGUGUACAAUUUUUUUCAAUGAAUUAUUUUGAAGCAAUUGAAGAGCUAGUUAAUAAUGUUAUUUAUAAAUUUAAUACGAAGAUUUUACAGCAGCACCAUCAACUUAUGUACACACUGCGGGAGUACAUCCAGAUACCUCAAGCACCAGCAACAGCACCACCAUCAUCACCAGCAACAGCAGCACCACCAACAACUACAAAAUCUGAGAAAAAGCUUUCAAAGUAUAUCAAACACCAACAACAACAACAAAAACAAAAAGAACAUUUCAACUAUGUAGUAUCUUCUCUUUGCCGAUGA
Messenger RNA from Episyrphus balteatus (marmalade hoverfly), 1293 nucleotides. Its product is annotated as 5,10-methylenetetrahydrofolate reductase. Bases 142 to 1293 code for a protein of 383 amino acids. Gene Ontology annotation, molecular function: FAD binding; methylenetetrahydrofolate reductase [NAD(P)H] activity. The record is from RefSeq and is a predicted model, not a curated record. NCBI's taxonomy places the organism in Eukaryota, Metazoa, Arthropoda, Insecta, Diptera, Syrphidae. The transcript is spliced from 4 exons. Gene Ontology annotation, cellular component: cytosol. Gene Ontology annotation, biological process: tetrahydrofolate interconversion.